GUUCCAUUACUAAAAUAACUGAACCGAAAGAGAGCUCGUAAAGUUUUCACCGUGGAAACAUCAUAAAACACGAGUGGGAAAAAAGCUGAAAAAAAGUUGAGUUUCCUCUCGUUUUCCUUCCCCAUCCGGAAACGGGGAAGGUGGUUAACCAAGUGAAAGCGCAAAUGUUCCAAACCAACAAAGGAGCGGAAAGUUAAUCCUCGAAAUAACGGUGACGUCGACAACGACGACGAUUGCGACAGGCAAGCAGUCAUUUGGAGGAGGCAUCAUAUACGGUGAUUAAAUAGUGACGACAUUCCCCCCUGAAAAAAAGAAGAGGAAAGUGCAUUUGUGAGAUAACAGUGAAAAAAAAAUAGUGGAAACCGUAGUGCAACUACGAGAGAUUAAAUUACACAGGAUCGAAAAAAAAAGUCAUCAUGUCGGAAGCAACGACACCCAACGAAGGUGGCAUCGGAGCGAAGCAGCAGGUCGUUGCGUACACGGAAAAGUCCCAGGACAAGCAUGAGUCGCGCCACAUCCAGCUGGUGCGGGAGUACGGGUUCCACCCGCGGUCCAAGGUCCAGGUCGAGGACGGGGCCGUGCUGCCGCGCAAGUUUGAACCAUUUCCGGACGAUAUGUACGGGCGCCCGCUGGAGGAAAUCGAUAACUUCAUCUAUGAAGAGACAUUCUGCGUGGUGUCGAAACGAUUUCGCAAAAACUACAUCCAUCGCUUCACCGGAACGAAAAGUCUGUUCUGCUUCACUCCGUGGAGCCCCACCCGACGUGCCUGCGUGUACCUGGCGACGAACCAGUUCUUCGACUACUUCGUGAUGGCCACCAUUCUGUUCAACUGUAUCUUCCUAGCGAUGUCCGAGACGAUCGAAGAAGCAGAGUAUAUAUUUUUAGCAAUUUACACUUCCGAGAUGAUAAUCAAAAUGAUAGCUAAGGGAUUUAUACUGAACAAGUACACCUACUUGCGGAAUCCGUGGAAUUGGCUGGACUUUGUGGUCAUUACCAGCGGGUACGCGACGAUUGCCCUGGACGUGGGCAAUCUGGCCGGGUUGCGGACGUUUCGGGUGCUACGGGCUCUCAAAACGGUAUCAAUUAUGCCGGGUCUCAAAACCAUCAUCAACGCGCUACUGCACUCUUUCAAACAACUGGCAGAGGUCAUGACGCUGACGAUAUUCUGUCUGAUGGUGUUCGCACUGUUUGCCCUACAGGUCUACAUGGGCGAACUACGUAACAAAUGUGUCAAAAACCCUCCGGAAGGUUGGAACGUUACCCACGAGGAAUGGCGAAUGUGGGUGAACGAUACCGAGAACUGGCUCAUAGACGACGGGGACAUGCCUCUGCUGUGUGGGAAUCUCACCGGAGCGCGCCACUGUCCACCCGAGUACGUGUGCCUGUGCGUCGGAGAAAACCCAAACCAUGGGUACACCAACUUUGACAACUUCAUGUGGUCAAUGUUAACAACCUUCCAGCUUAUUACCCUAGAUUAUUGGGAGAAUGUAUAUAAUAUGGUCCUUGCGACGUGCGGUCCGAUGAGUGUGUCGUUUUUCACCGUGGUGGUAUUUUUCGGUUCAUUUUAUUUGAUCAACUUGAUGUUAGCCGUUGUUGCUUUGAGUUACGAGGAGGAAGCUGAAAUCACCCAAGAGGAGCGCCGAAAGGAUCUAAUCGACCAUCGGGACGACUCGACUUUCAGCUUCGACCCGGCCAGUUUGAAUGUUAAGCAGUUAAGUAAACAGCAGCGUAAGAAGUUGGACGCCCGGAAGGGCGUUCUGCUGGCGUCGUAUUCUCGCAAAAAGACCCGACGGAGAAAAAAGGGCAAGGAGAACAACGAUAACGGAAACAAUGUUACGAAAAGCAGAUCUGUGACGCCAAGCCCCAGCCCGAGUCCGAGGCACAGUAUUGUGCGACCGCAGGCUCUGGCAUUGCAGCGAACGAAAGGAAUGCUGUCGUCGACGCCUCCGGCCAUGCCACCCACGCAGCACCAACAACAGAAUCCGAACACGUUGCACCCUUUAGGGGUUCACUAUCGGGGCCAGUUGCUGCCCUCCAGUCGACAGGCGAGUUCCAACGCCAGUGAGGGUGGCGUCAAUCGAGAGUCUUCCCUGGACGAUUCCGGCGUGGUGGACGACCACGAGGAGCAGGAUGUUGUAACGGGCACCGAGCUGGUGCAUUCGUCUUUAGUAGAGCAGCGGGAGGUGACACCAGUUACUUUGGCGUUAUCACCGCGGGAGGUUAGGAUAAUAAAAUGUAACGGUAAUUUAGCGAAAGUCAAAAAGCACAGCGUUUAUGCCCUCCAUCCGGAAUACUUGUCGCAAAUUGUUGUACUAGACGAUCUUCCUGAUAGAAAUUGUGAUAGAUGUGUUCAAUGUUGCAUCAGCUACGGAAAGUGGCUGCAGUUCCAAAAUUGUUUAUACAAGAUUGUUAAGGAUCCAUUGUUCGAAUUAGGGAUCACACUAUGUAUUGUUUUAAAUACAUUGUUUUUAGCGUUAGAGCAUCACGGUAUGAACCAGAAUGUACGUGAUGCAUUAGAGUAUGGAAAUAGGGUUUUUACAGCGGUUUUUUCAUUCGAGUGUUUAUUGAAAGUGAUGGCCCUGUCGAAGGAUUUUUUCCUGUGUGGCUGGAACAUAUUCGAUCUGAUUAUCGUUUCAGCCAGCUUGCUCGACCUAAUCUUCGAACUGAUGGAGGGCCUGACGGUGCUGCGGGGCUUAAGAUUGUUACGGGUACUGAAACUAGCACAAUCAUGGACCACGAUGAAGGUCCUGCUAAGUAUUAUCAUAUCGACAAUAGGUGCUUUAGGUAAUCUGACGUUCGUGUUGGUGAUUGUUAUCUAUAUUUUUGCUGUUAUCGGAAUGCAGUUGUUUUCCAAAGAUUAUACGCCGGACAAGUUCGCACCGGACCCGGUGCCGAGAUGGAACUUUAACGACUUUUUUCACUCGUUCAUGAUGAUUUUUCGUAUCCUGUGCGGAGAAUGGAUCGAACCUCUGUGGGACUGCAUGAGGGCCGAAGAGGAGGAGGGAGCUUCGUCAUGCUUUGCCAUUUUCCUCCCGGCUUUGGUGAUGGGCAACUUUAUGGUUCUGAACUUGUUCUUGGCCUUGUUGCUCAACAGUUUCAAUUCGGAGGAGCUAAAAUCGAAAAAGGAGGAAGUCGGUGAGGAUUCCAAGUUGGCGCGAAGCUUCGAGCGAAUACGAUCGAUCGUGCGCAAGAAGCGAGGUGCCAACAAGGAGAAGAACGAAAACGACACCAACACGCGGUUGGAGAAGCUGGUGAACGAGAUCGUGAUCAAGCAAAGGGAGGAGAAAAAGAAAUACAGCGCUGCGCUGGUGGCAUCGAAGGACCAAACCAUCGUGCUGCCACCGACGGAGUUCCGACCCAUUCAGGGUGGGCCAAUAUACAGCCCCAGUUAUCAGGAAUGCUUAACGCAACGAAUUCCACCAGAGCCGCUGUGCUACGAAAUUCCUCUCAAAGAUCGACCCCUGCGAACGAUUUCCGGUAGCCAGGAGACCGUUUCCCAGAUGGACGACCGCCAACUGCCGGACGAUGGUCCUCCUCAGAUGACUGAGGUCGAGCGAAAGAUUCUCCAGCAAAUGUCUUCCGGAUUCGGUACCCAACAGAGCAAAGACGAGCCCACGGUGACCGAUUCACUCGAAAUGCGUUCCCUCAAUCCUAUCAACUCUUCCGAGAUCGAUCCAAACGAACAGUCAAUCCACAUAUCGGAUUCGCAGCCCUAUGACGAAGCGUACUUGCAGUACCAGAAGUCCUUGCUUAACCGAUCGCCAAGCUAUCGGAAAUCGCUGGACCGAACAUCGUCGCGCACUUCCAGUGCACACUCUUUGGCCAACUCGCUGGCCAAGUGCCAUUCGCCGCUGGUGCAGGAAGUCCUCAAUGCCGGAUCGACCUAUCUACGCAAUAGCAAUAUUUCGCUCAUUCAAACGACGCCAACGCCGGUACCUAGACGUGAAGAUAAUCAUUUUUUAGUAGCCGAUAGGAAAAGUAGUUUAGACAAAUCGAUCACGGCGUCACCGCCGCAACCGAUCAGCCAACAACGUUCGCCAAGUACCAGCAGUAGCAUGCGCAAGGCGGUGCUGGCCGCCAAUCGUUUCUCUGACCAAUCGCUCAAUACGCUCUCGAUCGAUCACGACGAGCUGAUAAAUCAGAUGAAUUUGAAGGACGAACUGCUCAACUGUGAGCAGAAGGAGUUAUUUCAGUUCCUCAACGAUGAGGUUGACAAUAGUAACAAUUAUUUUAGCGAUACGGUAGGUUAUGGCAGCGCGAUUGUCGACGCGGACACGGAAAGUCUGCUGUUGAGUUCCAAAAGGGACGAAAUUAUCUAUUCCCCGGAUCGUAAGGUCUCCAACGGUAGCCUAAAAUCUAAUUUAAGUAGUAUAUCCAAUUCGAUUUUUCAAGCGCUGGAGAAUCGUCGAGGGGGUAGUAUAUCGGGUUCGAUAGACAAAACGCGGCCAACGAUCGCGGUAGACAACGUUAGUCUACGAUCGCGGAGAAAUAGCGACGAUAAGGAACCAUUGGUGAAAGCUUCCGAGUUCGACGACAUAAUUCAUAGUUUCGACACGGAAUUAAAAAGCCUAAAGUCUCUCUCGCUGGGUCGAAGCCAUUCGCAGACGGACCCUCCUGGUUCACCGGAGCGUGAACGACGGAACUCGGACUCCUGCCCUGCAAAGCCUGCAGCCGAAGAAGUGGUCCGCCUGCGAAGGCCCAAAUCUAGUACCGUCUGUAACUAUAGAAGUAGUAGUGCUAAUAACAAUAAUACGAAUGGCAAUAAAACUAGUGAUAACGAUAAUAACAACAGUAAUACGUGUAACAAUAACCCUAGGACUAGUACCGGAAACGAUAGUAGUAGCAGUAAUACCGAUAGCAAUACCCAGCGUAGCGAAACCUCCAAGCGGCGCAGCUUGGAGAAGCAACGCAACAUCACCGAUGAGGAGUUCAAUAUGGGAGUAGAGAUUAAGAAACUUUGUGAUCAACUACAGGCACCGUUCGCCAACCAAAACGUUGUACAGGAACAGCCCACUAGCGGUAGCGGGAACGGACCCUCGACUUUAGCGCCAUUCAUGGGUCUUUCCGCCGGUAAUGGCAAUAACAUGAACUCAAUCCCUAUCGUGUUCCGACGGAAAAAUGACUUCCACAGUAGCUUCGAUCGCAUCAAACGUCUUAGUCUGAUCGAACGAGUCGAAGAAUGCAACGAAGACGAAAAGGUCGUCGUACAGCCACCGAAGGCAUCCAGCGAGAAACUUCCGCGCAAACAAUUAUCCAAAGACUGCCUGGAGACUUUGUCUCUGAAAAGUAGCUACAGUGUAGAUAACGGCGAGAGACCCCUAGAAGAUAGUAGUAAGAAAAUCGGAAUCAGCAUGGAAGAAUUUCAGCGGAACAUCGCACAGGAAAACAGUUCCGAAUCGCCGGCGAUUAAACAACCGCCGAAGAAGACAGUCACCUACAGUGAAACAUCGCGGCAGAACAGUUCGCAACAGGCGACGCCCAAACGGACCCCGUUCAAAACCUACGAGUCUGACGCUCCACUGAACCUUGCUGGAAAGCCGUGGCACUGUCUGGUGUCUUACGUGGACGACAUCACCGUUGGUGGUCGUCGCAAUUCGCAAGGCGUCUACGACGAUCCCAUGGCCUUUCCCAGCUUUGGUCGUCGGAAAGCGCCGAAGAUUCCGCAGGACUGCUUCCCGCAAAAGUGCUACGAAAAGUGCAGAUGCUGGGACGCUUGUCUGAAAACUGAAACUGGCCAACGGUGGUAUCGAUUUCGCCAGGACGUUCUGCAGUACGUAGACACUCCGGCCUUCGAAUGGUUCGUGCUGGUGCUGAUCUUCGCGUCCAGCAUUACUCUGUGCUUCGAAGACAUUCACCUCGACCAGAACAAGCAGCUGAAAAGGAUCCUCUACUGGACCAACUUUGUUUUCUGCCUUAUUUUCGUCAUCGAGAUGUUGCUUAAGUGGAUCGGCUUUGGGUUUACAAAAUAUUUCUCCAGUUUCUGGACCAUACUGGACUUUAUCAUAGUAUUCGUGUCGGUUUUCUCACUGCUGAUCGAGGAGAACGAAAACUUGAAGGUACUACGCUCGCUAAGAACGUUGCGCGCUCUGAGGCCGCUGCGAGCAAUAUCCCGAUGGCAGGGCAUGAGAAUAGUAGUGAAUGCAUUGAUGUAUGCGAUACCGUCGAUCUUCAAUGUACUCCUAGUAUGUCUCGUCUUCUGGCUGAUCUUCUCGAUCAUGGGCGUACAGUUUUUUGGCGGGAAGUUCUUCAAGUGUGUUGACGAGGAUAACGAACUGCUACCGAUCCACAUCGUCAACGACAAAUGGCAGUGCUACGCGCUCAACUACUCCUGGAUAAACUCCAAGAUAACGUUCGACCAUGUCGGGAUGGGCUACUUGGCGCUGUUUCAAGUGGCUACGUUUGAAGGAUGGAUGGAAGUUAUGGCGGAUGCCGUGGAUGCUCGGGGAGUUGAUUUGCAGCCACAGCGGGAGGCAAACUUGUACGCUUACUUCUACUUUGUGAUCUUCAUCGUGUGUGGAUCGUUCUUUACGCUUAAUCUGUUUAUCGGAGUAAUCAUCGACAACUUCAACAUGCUUAAGAAAAAAUACGAGGGAGGUGUUUUGGAGAUGUUUCUUACGGAGUCGCAGAAGCACUACUACACGGCAAUGAAGAAGCUGGGCCGAAAGAAACCACAGAAGGUGAUCAAACGACCGAUCAAUCAGAUCUUGGCAAUGUUCUACGAUCUUUCAAACUCGAGGCGAUUUGAAAUCGCCAUCUUUGUCUUGAUAUUUCUCAACAUGCUCACGAUGGGUAUCGAACACUACAACCAACCGCAUGCUGUUUUCUUCAUCUUGGAAGUCAGCAAUGCCUUCUUUACAACCGUGUUCGGGCUGGAGGCAAUUGUCAAGAUAAUCGGGCUGCGUUAUCACUAUUUCACGGUGCCGUGGAACGUGUUCGAUUUUCUGCUCGUACUGGCUUCUAUCUUCGGCAUUCUGAUGGAAGAUAUUAUGAUCGAUCUUCCGAUAUCUCCGACGUUGCUACGAGUAGUACGCGUCUUCCGGAUUGGUCGAAUACUUCGGUUAAUCAAGGCUGCGAAAGGUAUACGAAAACUACUUUUUGCCUUAGUGGUAUCACUACCUGCACUGUUCAACAUUGGGGCACUUUUGGCGUUGAUCACUUUUAUUUACGCCAUCAUCGGAAUGUCGUUGUUUGGUCACGUGAGGCAGCAGGGUGCGUUAGACGACAUGGUGAACUUUGAAACGUUUGGAAGAAGUAUGCAACUUCUGUUCAGACUUAUGACUUCGGCCGGUUGGAACGAUGUGCUGGAGUCACUUAUGAUCCAACCACCGGAUUGCGAACUAGCUCAGGAUACACAGGGCAACGGGGACUGCGGCCAUCCACUGUUGGCGAUCACCUACUUCACCAGCUUCAUUAUAAUCAGUUAUAUGAUUGUAAUCAACAUGUACAUAGCUAUCAUUUUGGAAAACUUCAACCAGGCUCACCAGGAGGAGGAGGUCGGCAUCGUCGAAGACGAUUUGGAGAUGUUCUACAUCCGAUGGUCGAAGUACGACCCGCACGCAGGACAGUUCAUACACUUCAACCAGUUGUCGGACUUUAUUGCUUCCCUCGAUCCACCGUUGGGCAUACCGAAGCCAAAUACGGUAGCGCUGGUCUCAUUCAACCUUCCGAUUUCCAAGGGGAACAAAAUUCAUUGCUUGGAUAUCCUCCAUGCACUUGUCAAACAUGUCCUCGGGCAUGUAGAAGAGACUGAAAACUUCAAACAGUUGCAAGAUCAGAUGGAUCAGAAGUUCAAGAAACAAUUCCCAACUCGUAAAGAGUUGGAAAUUGUUUCCUCGACUCGAAUCUGGAAACGACAAGAGAAGGCAGCUAAGACAAUCCAGACUAGCUGGAAGGAUUAUCUAAGACGUAAGCGAGAACGGGAGCGAUCUCCCAUGUCCUUAGAGGACGAUAACACCCAAACGUCAAGUCCCGGUGGUUGGCAGAGUAAGCUUUCUGCGUUGAACUUCCUCCAUCUGCAGGUGCACCGUCGCGGGACGGCAACGUCCAGUCGUGCUUCGUCUCGUAAAUCAUCUCGUGCUUCCGAUGCUUCCGAUCUAAGCGAACUUGCUGGGCCUUGGUUGAAUCUUCCGCUGAUGCUUGUCUCCGGAACUAGUGACAUGGUCAAGGAAGUCAAACAGCAACAUGCUAAUGGCUUGGAGCUGAAGGACGCUCCUGAAGCGAAAGGUGGUCGCCGGAGGAGCUUCUACAACUUUCCAUUUUUUCUUCGGCAUCAAGAUGCUGUAGAGGACCCAUCUAAUUCGCCGCAACCUCAGAAGCGACCCAUAGAGUCGAGCGAGACAAAUCUCUCGUUAACUGCUUCGCUGGACAAAGCAGUUCCUCCAGUGGCUCCGACCACUCCAGUAAUGAAACAUAAAAGGGCAACGAGCUUCGUUAAAAAGAAGCCACCGCUGGAACGGGGCUUCUCGGCACAAAGUGCGUUGCGGCUUAAUCGAAAUGCUGCAGUUCUUGACGACAAUCUGUCAGCCUCCGCGUCCGACGUCAGCAUCCUCGUGACUGAACCAUCUCCGGACGUGCCUACCGAAACCAAUCUGGCCAAAGUACCUGGAGAGGCAACGCUAGUGCACGUCCUGGUUCACCGCGAGAGCGAAGAAUACCAGUCGGACGUCGACGAUAAAGACGAGACCAAAGUGAAAGAGCCUCGUGAUCCCUCCAAAGCUAGUGAUAUUAAAAUCUCCCCUGGCACGAAUGUUGACUAUCAAAUUCUAGGUGGCAACGUGGACGGACCUCGCCCUGUGGUGACCAUCUGCGUUGAAAGUCCACAGGAUUCGCCAGAUUCUCCCCAGGAUCAGUCGCGGUCCCAACCACCCCAACACCCGCCUCCACCUCUUCCACCGGACACCGUCAUUGAUAUGGUCGAUCCGGAACCGAUCGACGUCAAUCUUCCACGUGAUACCUCCAACAUAUUCUACGACUACGAGGAGCCCAAAGAGGACCCCAAACCUCCAGAGAUUCCGCCCCGAGCUCACCAACACUCGUCGCAAGACUUGGACCGAAUCGAGUACGAUGCCAUACAGCAGAUGAGCAGCAGCACGAGCAGUGCCACAAGCGCAAGCAGUAACAGCAGCAGUAGCAGUGCAGCGGCAGCUGCUGACACCAACGACGACCAGUGUCAAUGUCCUCCAUCAGCCGAAGCCACAAUGCGGCGAACCAGCUGACCAACAACCGAACCGUCAACGGACGACCGAAACGAUGACGUCGGCGACCGCAGCCAACCGGACACCACUAGUUGACAAUCUUCGUCUUCUUUUUGAGUAUUUUUAUACCUGACGGGGCAGCGUUCGGGCGUUCGAGGCCGCACUGUGCUCGGAUAUCGAUCGCUAUCAACGACAUUUUAUACCUCAUUUUACGACGCCUGUGUACUUCUACUGCGGCGAGGGAAACCGGAGGGGCUGGGGCAAUGGCUCUCCGUGAUUCCGUUGUUAGUGUAGCGUUGUUUGUUUUUUUUUCUGUGGGAAGUGCGAGAGUAUUGUAUAAAGUUUCGCAUAGAAGAUGGACGUUGGAAAAAGUUGUAAUAUCGAAUUGUAUAUAGAAUUAAGUUUUAUAUGGGAAAUGUAAAGACAUGUAAAUAGGUAGUCUAGUAUUAAUAUUUAUAAGUAAUAUGAAUGGUGGCUAUAAUCCCGGAAACGUAACUUCGGGUCUUAACGAAGCUAUUCUCAAGUUGUUUCAACAUAGUUUAGUAUUUUAAAUAUGAUGUUAA
Messenger RNA from Armigeres subalbatus, 9757 nucleotides. It is a transcript of the gene NaCP60E, whose product is annotated as sodium channel protein 60E. Gene Ontology annotation, biological process: neuronal action potential; sodium ion transmembrane transport; membrane depolarization during action potential. Gene Ontology annotation, cellular component: voltage-gated sodium channel complex; plasma membrane. The transcript is spliced from 32 exons. The record is from RefSeq and is a predicted model, not a curated record. NCBI's taxonomy places the organism in Eukaryota, Metazoa, Arthropoda, Insecta, Diptera, Culicidae. Bases 417 to 9215 code for a protein of 2932 amino acids. Gene Ontology annotation, molecular function: voltage-gated sodium channel activity; protein binding.